ACAUAAAUGUCAGUCAAGUCAAUCAAUUAGCAAAAUUUUAUUUUUUUCGGAUCAAAUCAAAAUUGGAAUUUUAAUUGAAUAGUUUAUUAAUUUACAAACAAAAAUGAGCAGAAUAAUUUCCAGAGAAGAAGUUAAAAAACAUCAUCGAUGUGAUAGCACCUGGAUUAUCAUCGCCAACAAGGUGUACGAUGUCACGUCUUUCUUAGAAGAGCACCCUGGAGGUGCAGACAGUUUGCUGGAAGUGGCUGGACAGGACGGCACCCGCCAGUUUGAAGAUGUCGGCCACAGCGAGGAUGCCAGGAAAUUAUUAAAGAAGUACUACAUCGGAGAUCUCCCAGUGUCUGAAGCAGGAGAAGGAAGCAGCUGCAACACAUGUACAAAGAAAGAAAUCAGCACGCGCCGCAGCCCAGCCGGCUCGCGCCCGCGUUCGCGCGGCUCAAGGUCACCUUCAGGCUCGUCCCAGCGGUCAGUCAAGCAGCACUCAUGCGUGAAGCCAGGCCUCGCGUCUCCCAGACGACCGAGGGCGGAAGAGCGCAGGGCAGUGGGACUGGACAGGGGGGUUGAGCCCUGUAUGCCGAGGUUGCCUAGCCCGAGGGUCAGCACUAUUGAUACGUGCCCGCCAAGGCACCGCGCAAUAUGUUGUCCGCGACCCGGAGCCGAUGAUAGUUGGUGGUGGGUGAAGUACGCUAUUGGAGGCGUGGUCAUCGCCAUAAUAGGAGGCCUGGUCUACCGCAAGCUGUCUUCACCCUCGCCCCCCGAGCCCCUCAUAGAGCCCGCCGCGCCCGCCGCGCCGGCCGCCACGUAGACCACCAGGCUGGGACUCGAUGCACGGAAGUAAAUGAAGAUGGUGUUUUAGCGACUCGCAUUUUUACAGAAGACUUCCUAAAGGAUAACGCGUUUUACCCCCAUAAAAAAAUGCAAGUGGCAACCUUAAUGGAAUGAUGUCUUAGGGCUCAUUAAAAAAUAACUAAAUCGUAGAUGACACAGGUACACGGUAGAUUAGUUCAUUCAAACUAACCUUUUUUUUAUAUCGGAACCGAUAAAAAUGCAGGUCGCUAAAAUGCCGCUGUCGUUUUGUUUCGUGAAAUGAGGGGCAGGCGUAGCAAUAAGAGAAUGAGCUCUGAACAAACACUGCGUAUGCAAGGGUUUUGCAGUGCCAUCGUAUCGCCGUCGAGAAGUCUAGCAUUUUGUUAAUAGAUAUACAUAUUUAACUCACAGAAAUUACGGUUUAACCUAUGUCUAUAAAAAUUUCUGUUCGUCAUUAAGUUCUCCUUUAAUAUAGGGGGCGCUGUUUAAAAUCCCUACUUACAUUAAUAUUUAUUCUCGAUGGCGAUACGAACCCGAUACUAAUCUGAUGCUCACGGCGCGUCGACAAUCACAAAUCUUAGUUCUAAAUAAACAGGGUGGAUUUUUAAACAUUGUAAACGUUGUGAAAAUUGCCCAUUCAUAACACUUACAAUGCUUGCCCUUUGAGAAUCCACCUAGUUUAAUCCACAGGCUCACAACUAUCAGCUCAAAAGGUUCCUGAGGUUGAUCAUUGAGUGACGGGUCUCAUUCAUUCAUAAUUUCACUCAUAAGUAGGUACCUAAAGAUGCAAAUGAAUGAAUGAAUCGCUCCCACACAG
Molecule: messenger RNA, 1624 nt
Organism: Plutella xylostella (diamondback moth)
Lineage: Eukaryota; Metazoa; Arthropoda; Insecta; Lepidoptera; Plutellidae
Source: RefSeq, a predicted model, not a curated record